Messenger RNA from Naegleria fowleri, 456 nucleotides. RefSeq lists its product as uncharacterized. The transcript has a single exon. Lineage: Eukaryota; Heterolobosea; Eutetramitea; Acrasida; Naegleriidae. The coding region runs from base 1 to 456 and encodes 151 amino acids. The record is from RefSeq and is a predicted model, not a curated record.
AUGGACGACAAGCAGAUAAUUAUGGGAAGCAUUCAAAGAGUUGUCUUUAGGAAUAAAUUAAGUAUUGCCUUAGUCCUCGGUCUUCCAAGAUCCUACAACGCAGAGUGGAGAGAAGAAUUAAAUAUCUUUCAGAAUGUAUUUGAGGGUUAUAUUGAGCAGCUAGUUCAAGUGGAAGAUUAUAAGGCUAAUGCGAUUAAAGAUUAUUGUCCCAUGCGUGUCUUUCCAACGGACCUCCCUGCCAUAAGAGAGCAAUGUUAUUCAUCGGGAUGUACUUCUGAUUUAUAUAACAACCAAAAAUCACUUGAUAAAGUUAAAGAAAGGUUCAAUGAGGAACUUUCUUCUGAAAACAUCAAAUCUGUUCUAUCAUUCUCAAACUCAUCAAUCCACGAACAACCAGAAACAAAGAGGUUACUUAACGACAAAGCUGCAGAAGGAACUGCUGAAGAUGAUUUAUAG